AUGGCCAAUAACGUUCACAUGAGCGGGCUGCUGAGCCGCCACGAUGACGAAGCCACUAGGACCUCCACCUCAGAAGGUCUGGAGGAGGGGGAGGUGGAAGGAGAAACCCUCCUGAUAGUUGAGUCUGAGGACCAGGCUUCGGUGGAUUUAUCGCACGAUCAGAGCGGGGACUCCCUGAACAGCGACGAGGGCGACGCGUCCUGGAUGGAGGAGAUGUCCUAUUACUGCGAGAAGUGCCAGAAGUGGAUUCCAGCAAGUCAGUUGAGAGAACAGCUCAGCUACCUCAAAGGAGAUAACUUCUUCAGAUUUACGUGCUCCGACUGCUCGGAAGAUGGGAAGGAGCAGUUUGAACGAUUGAGAUUGACGUGGCAACAGGUGGUCAUGCUGGCAAUGUACAAUUUGUCUCUGGAAGGAACAGGCCGUCAGGGGUACUUCAGAUGGAAAGAAGAUAUUUGUGCUUUUAUUGAGAAACACUGGACCUUCUUAUUGGGGAACAGGAAGAAGACCUCAACAUGGUGGAGUACAGUUGCUGGCUGUCUUUCUGUGGGGAGCCCCUUGUUUUUCCGCUCAGGGGCACAGGAAUUUGGAGAACCAGGGUGGUGGAAGCUGGUUCAUAACAAACCCCCAACCAUGAAACCUGAAGGAGAGAAAUUGUCUGCAUCUGCACUAAAGGCAAAAGCAGCUUCAAAGCCACCUCUCGAUCCCAUCAUUACUGUGGAGGGACUGCGGAAGCGGGUGAGCCGCAACCCAGUGGAGUCGGCCAUGGAGCUGAAGGAGAAGAGAUCGCGCACCCAGGAGGCCAAGGAUAUUCGUAGAGCCCAGAAGGAGGCAGCUGGCUUCCUGGACAGGAGUACUUCCUCCACCCCCGUGAAAUUCACCAGCCGAGGCCGCCGGCCUGAUAUCGUCCUGGAGAAGGGAGAGGUCAUUGACUUCUCCUCCUUGAGCUCUUCAGACCGCACUCCUCUGACCAGCCCUUCUCCUUCCCCAUCUCUGGACUUCUCAGCUCCUGGCACCCCAGCCUCACACUCAGCUACUCCCAGCCUUCUCUCGGAAGCAGAUCUCAUCCCAGAUGUGAUGCCACCACAGGCUCUGUUCCAUGAUGAUGAGGAGAUGGAAGGAGAUGGAGUCAUAGACCCAGGAAUAGAGUAUGUGCCCCCUCCCAGUGGGACAGCCAGUGCUGGCACUGUGAUAGCAAGCAGAAAAAAAGUGAAGACAGCUGAGCAGAUCAAGCAGGAGGUGGAGAGUGAAGAAGAAAAACCAGAAAGGAUGGAAGGGGACAGCGAAGAUCCUGACGACUCAAACGCAUCGCUGCAGGUGAGAGGGCGAGACAAGAGGAAGCCCCAGCUGGAGAAGGAUGCUAAACCCAGAACUCCAAAGCAUACCUCUGUUAGCAUCUAUGAGGAAAAGCUGCUGCUGAAGAGGCUGGAAGCCUGCCCCAAUGCCAUGAGCAUGACCCCAGAGGCCCGGAGGCUGAGGCGCAAGCUGAUAGUCAGGCAGGCCAAGCGGGAGAGAGGACUCCCACUCUUUGACCUGGACCAAGUCGUGAACGCUGCACUGCUCCUGGUCGAUGGCAUUUACGGAGCCAAAGAAGGAGGUGUCUCCAGGUCUCCAGUAGGGCAAGCAACAUACAGAACUACUAGCCAGGACUUCAGGAUCUUGGACAGAUACCAGACAAUGCUGCCUGCCAUGAAGGGAUUUCGACAGCAGACAACAAAGUUUCUGUAUCGGCUGGUAGGCUCCGAAGACCUCCUGACAGACCACAGCAUUGUCAGUCCUUACACAUCCCGGGUCCUGAAACCCUACAUCAGGCGUGAUUAUGAGACAAAGCCCCCAAAACUCAGGCUGCUGGCAGAAAUCCGAGCGUAUCCGCACAGGAACGAUCUCAACUGGAAGGCUGAGCCAGAAGCACCUAUUGAUUACUGCUACGUUCGGCCUAAUCACAUCCCCACUAUAAACUCCAUGUGCCAUGAAUUCUUCUGGCCUGGAAUUGAUUUGUCAGAGUGCCUGCAGUAUCCAGACUUCAGCGUUGUGGUCCUUUACAAGAAAGUUAUCAUUGCCUUUGGCUUCAUGGUGCCAGAUGUGAAGUACAACGAAGCUUACAUCUCUUUUCUGUUAGUUCACCCUGAGUGGAGAAGAGCUGGGAUUGCAACCUUCAUGAUUUACCACCUUAUCCAGACCUGCAUGGGCAAAGACGUAACCCUUCAUGUCUCUGCAAGCAACCCUGCUAUGCUGCUCUACCAGAAGUUUGGCUUUAAGACUGAAGAAUACAUUUUGGAUUUCUAUGACAAGUACUACCCCUUGGACAGCAAGGAGUGCAAGCACGCCUUCUUUCUCAGGCUGCGGCGCUGA
Indicator indicator is the source of this 2349-nucleotide messenger RNA. RefSeq names its product lysine acetyltransferase 14 (gene KAT14). NCBI's taxonomy places the organism in Eukaryota, Metazoa, Chordata, Aves, Piciformes, Indicatoridae. The record is from RefSeq and is a predicted model, not a curated record. Gene Ontology annotation, molecular function: acyltransferase activity, transferring groups other than amino-acyl groups. The transcript is spliced from 10 exons. Bases 1 to 2349 code for a protein of 782 amino acids.